Messenger RNA from Capsicum annuum, 3053 nucleotides. RefSeq lists its product as uncharacterized. Lineage: Eukaryota; Viridiplantae; Streptophyta; Magnoliopsida; Solanales; Solanaceae. The coding region runs from base 1568 to 2854 and encodes 428 amino acids. The transcript is spliced from 2 exons. The record is from RefSeq and is a predicted model, not a curated record.
AUGGUACACAAAAAAAUAGCACAAAUAUUAGAGGGUUUCCAACAAACUUCCAAAUCCACUUACCAUCAUUCUUGUUGAUUUUAUUCUCUGCACAUCUCAAUUAUUCUUCUUGUUGCUUCGUUUUUCGAGUUUCAUUUUCCCACAAAAUUUGCUCUUAAAAUUUGCCAGUAAGAAUUUGCUUCUUGGGACUUUUUAUUAUUUAUGUCAACUUUGUUUCUUGAUUUUUACCAUAUUAAUUACUCUUUUUGAAUCCCUUCUUGGUUCAUUUGUUUUGUUUUUUAAUAGUAGUUUUUUUGCUCAAGUAGAAUUUGGUUCUUGGACUUUUAAUUGUUUAUGUGCUAUUUACUUUGGUUCUUGAUUUGACAAUAUUACUGUUUUUGACUUGUUAUGGUUUCUGUAUCUUAUCUGUUUCUGAUUUUGAGGUAUGUUAUCUGGUUUUUGUCUCGAAAGGGUAAGAGGGGUUAAAGGUUUUAGCUCUAUUCAUCUGGAUUUGGUGCUGGAUUUAAGUUUAACAGUUGAGUAGAAAGUUAAAGAUUGUAGCUGUAUGAGGUGAUUUUUAUGUUUUUCUUUUAUUGAAGGGAAGAAAGAGGUUGUGGGAAUACACUGGGUUUUUUUUUGUUGUUGGAAGAAAGGGGUUAAAGAUAUCGGAAACAGCCUCUCUACUUCUUCGGAGGUAGCGGUAUGGUCUGCGUACAUCUUACCCUCCCCAGACCCCACUUUGUGGGAAUACAUUGGGUUUGUUGUUGUUGUUGGAAGAAAGGGGUUAAAGAUUGUAGCUUUAUGAGGUAAGUUUUAUGUUUUUCGUAUUGAAGGGGGAAAAGGGGUUAAAGAUUGUAGCUUUGUUCAUCUAUAUUUGGUGCUGGAUUUGAGUUAAAUAGUUGUGGAGAAAGUUGAAAGAUUGUAGCUUUAUUCACUUCUCAGAGGUGCUGGAUAGUUAACACUCUAUGGGUUCUGUUAAUUUCUAGGAUCAGAGUUGUGUGAUUUGUUACUUUAAGCUGGGAAAGUGAAAGAUUUAAGUGAUUCUUUUUGGUGUGUUUUGGGGUUCUCCCCCUCCUUUUUAGCUAUUCCCAGUUUAGCCGGAGUAAGGCUGAAUUUCCCUUUAAAAUUGGGAGAAUUCCUUGAGUUAACUAGUUGAUUAAAUUCUGGAUUUGUUCAUGUUGAUGAGCUUAUGCUAUCCAAGGGUGGCCUUGGAGCAACGGUAAAGUUGUCUCCGUGUGACCUAUAGGUCAUGUGUUCGAGCCGUGGAAUCAACCACUACUACUGAUGCUUGUGUCAGGGUAGCCUGCCGACAUCACACCUGUUAGGAUGCUUUGUGCACUAGUUGACUAGAUUCUGAAUUUGUGCUUGUUGAUGAGCUUAUGCUCUUCUGAAUUUGUGCUUGUUGAUGAGCUUGUGCUCUUGAAGGGUAACUUGGAGCGAUGAUGAAGUUGUCUCCGUGUGACUGAUAGGUUGUGUGUUCGAGCCGUGGAAUAAGCCACGGAUGCUUGUGUCAUGGUAGAUUGCCUAUGUCAUACUCCUUAGGGUUUAGUCCUUCCAUGGACUUUGGGUUCUAUUUGUGAUCAGUUUCAUGGAUUCUCCACAGUCUGUUGUGUCACCAUUUAAGGGUUCCUCCGUUUUCGUCGACUCUGAGAAGCAGGGCAAUGAAUUUUUCAGCAAGAACCCUUCUGGCCUAUCCCAUGGAAUUACUGCUCAUAGAGAGGAGGCCAACAUGGAGGACUUCAUUGGUGUUCUUGACGUGUACGUACAUCAGGCUAGAGAUAUCCACAACAUCUGCAUUUACCAUAAACAAGAUGUUUAUGCAAAACUUUGCCUUACGAGUGAUCCUGAAAGUGCAGUCUCCACUCAGACCAUUAAUGGCGGUGGGAAAAGUCCAGUCUUCAAUGAAAAUGUAAGGCUCAGUGUUCGUACGAUAAAAUGUUCUGUUAAAUGUGAGAUAUGGAUGAUGAGCAGGGUGAAGAAUUAUUUGGAAGAUCAGUUACUGGGCUUUGCACUAGUCCCCCUAUCUGAAAUCCUUGCGACAAAUGGAAAGCUAGAAAAAGAGUUCUCUCUAUCGUCGACUGAUCUCUUUCACUCCCCAGCAGGAUUUGUGCAGUUGUCCCUUUCUUACAAUGGAACUUCACCUGAAGUGAUUGAAAUUCCUGCAUUUCCUAUUUCUGCAGAAACUGAUGCAUCUCGGCCAGACAUCGAAGCACAUAAGUCCCUUCCAAACGAGUUUGACAAAAUUGAGUUCCCAGAUCCUAAGAUUGUUAAUGAAAACAAUCUUAUGGUCUCCGAGUACUUCAGUAUACCAGGCACUAAUCUAGACUGUCAAAGCUCGGAUAGCUUGGUCUCUUCUGAUACAGAAAACCAGCUCAGCCCAGAAGUCGAUGUCCAUAUGGAAAAUGUUCCAAGUGAAGUUGCUAAUUUCCGCCAAUAUCCAAAGCGUGAUUCGCCUCCCAGCAGCAUAUCAACCAUCGAUUCUCCAUCAGCUUUGCAUCCCGCAAGCUCUCAGUCCUCCGAGACCCAAGGAGCUUCCAAGUCUCCAGGGGAAGAAUAUGCAUCAGCUUCUAAAGAAUGUCCCACAGGUAAAAAUAAUUUUGGAAAUUCCGAAAGCAACAUAUCAGAAAGCAAGACUGGCAAUGCAUUUCCAAAACCAUUAGUCAUUGAGCCCGAGCAAAAGGUUGUGCAACAGGAUAUUGUGGAUAUGUACAUGAAAAGUAUGCAGCAAUUUACCGAGUCUCUGGCAAAGAUGAAGCUUCCACUCGACAUUGAAAAAGGGACAACCAGUUCUGGUAACUCAAGUUCAGAUCAGACAUCGCAAACACCCAAGAGCACUGGCUCGCGGGUGUUCUAUGGCAGCAGAGCUUUUUUCUGAGCGUUUGUGAAUGGUUCUCGGGUGACCUAUAGCGCGAUUAGGAUUUAGUCUUGUGAAUGCUUACAAUGCUCUGAACUAAUCAACUUUUGUCUGUUGGAGACUUGUUUUACUUCAGUACCUUGUAGUUAAUAGAACUUUGUGCUGAAUUUAUGCUCAGCAUUUCCUUUGGAAUAAUUCGAAUUUGUGCUGUGCAAUCUCA